AAGGCGUGUUAUGCUAAUGGUUGUUAGCCGGUCAAGCUAGCAUCUGCUGCUUGCCUGCUCGGCUAACCGGUACCGAGACACUCGAAUCCCGCAAUUAUGGCUGGUGUCCAUCCUCAGGAUGACGUGCUGAAAAUGACUCACAGAGAAAGUUGGAGGCUGCAACACGAGCGCCUGCACGUCAAACACAAAGGACACGAGGCCAUGCACGCCGAGAUGGUUCUGAUCCUGGUGGCUACUCUGGUGGUGGCCCAGAUCGUGCUGGUCCAGUGGAAGCAGCGCCACCACCGCUCCUACAACCUGGUCACGCUGGUCCAGAUGUGGGCUGUGCCCCUUUACUUCACCCUGAAACUCUACUGGUGGAGGUUUCUGUCCAUGUGGGGGGUCUUCUCCGUCAUCACCAGCUACAUCAUCUUCAGAGCCACGCGCAAGCCGCUUGCCCGCCGGACACCGAGGAUGGUGUACAAGUGGUUCCUGUUGAUCUACAAGCUGAGCUACGCCGUCGGCCUCCUCGGCUACACGGCCAUCAUGUUCACCAUGUUUGGCUUCAACGUCUUCUUCAGGAUCAAGGCAGAGGACUCCAUGGACGUGGGCGUGGUCAUGUUGUUCUACGGGCUUUACUACGGCGUGCUGGGCCGGGACUUUGCAGAGAUCUGCUCUGACUUCAUGGCCUCCACCAUCGGGUACUACAGCCACGGCGGCAUCCCCAGCCGGGGUCUGAGCGAGCACGUCUGCGCCGUGUGCGCCCAGAAGAUCCUGGUGGACGUGGACGAGGAGGGCGUCAUCGAGAACACGUACCAGCUGUCCUGUGGUCACACAUUCCACGAGUUCUGCAUCCGUGGCUGGUGCAUUGUGGGGAAGAAGCAGACGUGUCCUUACUGCAACGAGAAGGUGGACUUGAAGACCAUGAUGAACAACCCCUGGGAAAAGACUCACGUUCUGUACGGACAGCUGCUGGACUGGCUGCGGUACCUGGUUGCCUGGCAACCCAUCAUCAUCGGCAUCGUCCACGGGAUCAACUUCUCACUGGGGCUGGAAUAGCAUCCCUGAGGCGCGUCGCU
This is a messenger RNA of Syngnathoides biaculeatus (alligator pipefish), 1058 nucleotides long. RefSeq names its product RING finger protein 175-like. The transcript is spliced from 9 exons. Gene Ontology annotation, molecular function: metal ion binding; ubiquitin protein ligase activity. The record is from RefSeq and is a predicted model, not a curated record. Lineage: Eukaryota; Metazoa; Chordata; Actinopteri; Syngnathiformes; Syngnathidae. Gene Ontology annotation, cellular component: endoplasmic reticulum membrane; Golgi membrane. Bases 97 to 1038 code for a protein of 313 amino acids.